AUGGAUACUAUUUCCUUUCCAUACUUCAGGCCUGCUGAAGAAUUGCCAGCACCCCUGCCAACUAUUUCAGAGAUCUUAGCAUCGAAUGAUAUCAUAAAAGGAACAGACACUUGGGCAACUAGAAAAGUCGUACGUAUUAGCGAGCAUUUCGUCGUCAAAUAUGGCAAAUCCAAUGAUGCCAUAGAGGGUCAAAAUCUGCUUUUCCUGGAGCAAAACGGUUUUCAAACCUUUGUUCCCAAAUUGUACGCGAUGUGGAAAGAAAAAGACGGAACACUGUUUCUCGUAAUGGAAUGUUUGCGUGGUGAUACCCUUGAAACAUUAUGGCCGACUCUACAAGAAGCCGACAAAGAUCGCAUCCUCAAGAAAACAGCAAGUAUUUUCACUCAAAUUCGAGAUCUACCGCACAAGGGAUUAUUUGGCUCGGUCGACGAAUGUCAUAUGCCACAUCAUCUAUUCUGGUGGCCCGACUUUCCACCAAAUAUCUCGGGACUAUUCGCCAAUGAGCGGGCCGCCAUUCAAGGUCUUUUAGCAAAAUCUCGAGAAAAUGCGAAAAUGAACGGGCGACAACCUUACUUUGCCGAUAUAUUCGAAGAGCAAUUAUUGAAAGGUCUGGUGAUGGAUAAUAGUCGAGCGCCUGUCUUCACUCAUCCUGACCUACAGAAGAAAAACAUUCUGGUCGAAAUAACGGAAGGCGACAAUGAUGAGAGGGAUUUUCACGUCUCACUGAUUGAUUGGGAAUCCGCGGGUUGGUAUCCAAUAUGGUGGGAAUACUUUGUUGCUUUUAUUGCUUUCAAGUGGCAGGAUGAUUGGUGUAGGAAGGUGAUUAAGGUUGUUAAUGCUUGGCCUGCUGAAAUUGCCCUCAUGAGAAUGGUCUAUUAUGAUUGGUGGCUGUGA
Messenger RNA from Sclerotinia borealis F-4128, 894 nucleotides. Lineage: Eukaryota; Fungi; Ascomycota; Leotiomycetes; Helotiales; Sclerotiniaceae. The record is from the annotation of a GenBank genome assembly.